This is a messenger RNA of Oreochromis aureus, 1500 nucleotides long. RefSeq names its product claudin-4-like. The record is from RefSeq and is a predicted model, not a curated record. Gene Ontology annotation, biological process: bicellular tight junction assembly; cell adhesion. Gene Ontology annotation, molecular function: structural molecule activity. Bases 95 to 730 code for a protein of 211 amino acids. Lineage: Eukaryota; Metazoa; Chordata; Actinopteri; Cichliformes; Cichlidae. Gene Ontology annotation, cellular component: bicellular tight junction; plasma membrane. The transcript has a single exon.
CCUUCUAUUUCACACAACAAACUUUGAGCACAAGCUUACAGCAUUUCCUUUGCGCUCUUUUUGACUUUAAUGUAUGAGAAAUUAACACGACAAGAUGGUUUCUCAGGGGAUUCAGAUCACUGGUAUAGCAAUGGCUAUAGUUGGCUGGCUCUUGGACAUCGUAGCAUGCGGCUUACCCAUGUGGAAGGUUACUGCUUUUAUCGGUGCCAACAUCGUCACAGCUCAAACCUUCUGGAAGGGCUUGUGGAUGGACUGUGUGGUGCAAAGUACAGGCCAGAUGCAGUGCAAGGUGUAUGACUCUAUGCUGGCUUUGGAAUCUGACCUACAGGCUGCUCGUGCCAUGAUUGUCAUCUCAAUCCUGGUUGGAGUCUUUGGACUGAUCUUGUCAGUUGCUGGUGGAAAAUGUACUAACUGCAUCGAAGAGGAGCAAGCCAAAGCAAAAGUUUGCAUCUGUUCUGGGGUUCUGUUCAUCAUCUCUGGAUUUCUCUGCCUCAUUCCAGUCUGUUGGUCUGCCAACACCGUCAUCACCAAUUUCUAUAACCCAAUGAUGAUGAAUCUCCAGAGAUAUGAGCUGGGAUCUGCGCUGUAUAUCGGCUGGGCCGCUACUGCGUUGCUCUUAAUGGGAGGGGGGCUCCUGUGCUGGAACUGUCCACCUAAACAUGAGCGCCCCCACUACGUGCCUAAAUAUGCACCUGGAAAGUCAGUCUCCACAUCAAGAGAAUAUGUUUAAGGUGGUAUUCCAUUUUCAUGUGGACUCUCAAGGUCACAGAAAUGGCAACAGUAGGAAAUUACAGAUUCAAUUUUCCAUAUAUUCAAGAUUUCAACGUAAAUAUGGUUUAAAAACUACUGCUUGAACGGUGAGGUUUGGUUGUGGUUUGUGUGGUUGUAAGGGUGAUUUUUCCCAUAUCGGACAUUAUGUUGUACCAAACAUAUAAAGCUAAUAUCAUAAACAAUGGCUGCAUUCCAUUUGGAGGUACCAGCAGGGCUUUGAGACUGAGUAAACUGAUUCAUUGUCUCAUCUGAAUGAAGAAAUAUUAUUAUUGUUACUGCUGUGCUGUUCCUUAUAUGAUUUCUCAAAAGGAUUGGUGUAAAAUACUUUCCCUAGAUACCACCACCAAGUAUUCUGUGAAAGGGGCUUUUGAAAUGUCUAAGUUGUACUGGAAUGUAACUGUGUUUAAAAUUUCUGGGAUUUGUAGCAUAAUUUUGAUCAAGCAAUGUGAAUUUUAAAGUCAGAUUUCUAUCGAUGACAAAUUAUAUUGGAUAUCAUUAAUAUCUUAUCUCACAUCAGCACAUAUAUAACUGCUACGGGUGCCUUUAAAAUUGUUUUCUUUUGCAAAACACUCUUUUUUGCCUUGUAUGUAUUUUCAUAUGUUGUAAUGCGCUUUUCAAAACCCUGAAAAUCCCACAUGGAGAGAUUAUCAAAAUGACUUCUCUCCAUUUUUCUAUUGGUGAUCGCUUGUAACGUUUCUGCUCUGUAAAUAAACUGAACUUCAUUCUGAA